CGACUGGACACUCUAGAGGGCGGGGCGGCGAGCGAGGGCUCGCGGCCACGUGACCGACGCCAACAUGGCGGCGCCCAGCGGCGUCCACCUGCUCUUCCGCAGAGGUUGUCAUAGAAUUUUGUCUUCACCACUCAAUCAUAUCUACUUCCACAAGCAGUCAAGCAGUCAACAAAGAAGAAAUUUCUUUUUCCGGAGACAAAGAGAUAUUUCACACAGUAUAGUUUUGCCGGCUGCAGUUUCUUCAGCUCAUCCAGUCCCUAAGCACAUAAAGAAGCCAGACUAUGUGACGACAGGCAUUGUGCCCGACUGGGGAGACAGCAUAGAAGUUAAGAAUGAAGAUCAGAUUCAAGGGCUUCGUCAGGCUUGUCAGCUGGCUCGUCAUGUCCUCCUCCUGGCUGGGAAGAGUUUAAAGGUUGACAUGACAACUGAAGAGAUAGAUGCUCUUGUUCAUCAGGAAAUCAUCCGUCACGAUGCCUAUCCCUCACCUCUAGGCUAUGGAGGUUUUCCAAAAUCUGUUUGUACCUCUGUAAACAACGUACUAUGUCAUGGUAUUCCUGACAGUCGACCUCUUCAGGAUGGAGAUAUUAUCAACAUUGAUGUCACGGUCUAUUACAAUGGCUACCAUGGAGACACCUCUGAAACAUUUUUGGUGGGCAAUGUGGAUGAAUGUGGUAAAAAGUUAGUGGCGGUUGCCAGGAGGUGUAGAGAUGAAGCAAUUGCAGCUUGCAGAGCAGGGGCUCCCUUCUCUGUAAUUGGAAACACAAUCAGCCACAUAACUCAUCAGAAUGGUUUGCAAGUCUGUCCACAUUUUGUGGGACAUGGAAUAGGAUCCUACUUCCAUGGACAUCCAGAAAUUUGGCAUCAUGCGAAUGACAAUGAUCUACUCAUGGAGGAGGGAAUGGCGUUCACCAUCGAGCCAAUCAUAACCGAGGGAUCCCCUGAAUUUAAAGUCCUGGAGGAUGCAUGGACUGUGGUCUCCCUGGACAAUCAAAGGUGUUUGCUUUCUGCCCCGUUGCUUUUGAAUUAUCUGGGAAGGGAAGCUCCUCGGGACCACGGCGCUGGCUCGCCGCUCCCCGCCCCGCCCGCGCCUCCGCGCCCCGCGACUGCUGCCUUGUGUGUUUCAGGUCCGCCCAGUUCGAGCACACAGUUGUCAUCACCGCGGGGGGUGCGCAGAUCCUGACCAAACUGCCCCACGAGGCCUGAGGAGCGGCCCGAAGGUCGCAGAGCCUGGGCGCCUUUGCUCCUCAAUCGCUGAAAUCCAGCUGGACAACUUUUAGAAGAAACGGGCGGACGGCAGGUCGCGCAGUAACCUACCUAGCACCUAGUGGCGUCUUGGAAAAACCCGGGUGGGGAUGGGGGUCAGUUGGGAACUCAGAUCUGAAGCUCUGCGUGGCCGCGCGGCUUCGGACAGACGGAUCCUGGCGCGGGGCUCUGCUCACAGCUCGGGAAACGCUUCUGGAGGGGAAUGGGGACGCCCUCGUUUGGAAGACGAGGGAUUCCUAGAGAUACGUGGUUUUCUCUUUCCUUUGUCUAGGCUCUGCCCAAGUAUAAAGCUUU
This is a messenger RNA of Rhinolophus ferrumequinum (greater horseshoe bat), 1557 nucleotides long. RefSeq names its product methionyl aminopeptidase type 1D, mitochondrial (gene METAP1D). Gene Ontology annotation, molecular function: metalloaminopeptidase activity. The transcript has 9 exons. NCBI's taxonomy places the organism in Eukaryota, Metazoa, Chordata, Mammalia, Chiroptera, Rhinolophidae. Gene Ontology annotation, biological process: proteolysis. The record is from RefSeq and is a predicted model, not a curated record. The coding region runs from base 65 to 1180 and encodes 371 amino acids.